UCUGACUGAAUCCUGCUUGAGAGAGAUUGUUCCCAGCAUCUCAGUAACAUGAGGAGCAGGUUCCUUGUGCUCCUGCUCUCAGGUCUCAUUGUCUUGCUGGCUCUGCCAAGAUCAGAAGCCAAGAGUUAUAGAGUUCCCUGUCCUUUAUGCCCUGAACAUGCCUACUGCCACAACAGCACCCACUGUACUUGUGAACAUGGCUUUCAGUCCAGGUCUGGCAGGACGUACUUUCAUGAGGACAAUGAGAAAUGUGAAGAUAUUAAUGAAUGUAAGACUGGGCUGACAAAGUGCAAGUAUAGAGCAUCCUGUAUCAAUAAAAUUGGAAGUUACAUCUGUAGCUGUUGGCCAAGUAUUCUGAUCAACUGGAUGGCUAGUGUUUUAAUUAAUGAUAAUCCAGAUUGUUAUGAGGACAACAAUAAUCAAGGGACACAGUCAAACGUGGAUAUUUGGGAAAAUCUGAGAAGAAAUGCAAGCAGAAAGGAAUUUGCAAGAAAAGUUACCCAACUAAUUCAGAAUAUAGAGCUGAGCAUCUGGAAUGCGACUUUUGCUUCUCCAAAGAAGGAUCAAAUUUCUGAAUUUGAUCUAGUCUAUGAAACCAAGAGGUGCAACGAGACAAGAGAGAACACUUUUCUGGAAGCUGGAAAUAACACCAUGGAUAUCAACUGUGCUGAUGCUUUCAAAGGAACCCUAAGAGAGAGCAUGGCAGUUGCCCUUAUCACGUAUCAGUCUCUUGGGAAUAUUCUGAAUGCAUCCUUUUUUAGUAAAAGAAAAGGAAUGGAGGAAGUAAAACUGAACUCUCAUGUUGUGAGUGGCACCAUUGGUUUGAAGGAAAAAGUUUACCUGUCUGAACCUGUUUUCCUGACUUUUCAGCAUCAUCAGCCUGGUGACGAGAGAACAAAGCAUAUCUGUGUCUCCUGGGAGGGAUCAGAGGGAGGCAGCUGGUCGAGAGAAGGCUGCUCUCAUGUGCACAGCAACAAUUCUUACACCAAAUGCAAGUGCUUCCACCUAUCCAGCUUUGCUGUUCUCCUGGCCCUUGCCCCCAAGGAGGACGCGGUGCUGACCGUGAUCACCCAGGUGGGGCUGGUCAUCUCUCUGUUGUGCCUCUUCCUGGCCAUCCUCACCUUCCUCCUCUGCCGGCCCAUCCAGAACACCAGCACCUCCCUCCACCUACAGCUCUCCCUCUGCCUCUUCCUGGCUCACCUCCUGUUCCUGACAGGCAUCAAUAGAACUGAGCCUGAGGUGCUGUGCUCCAUGAUUGCAGGGCUGCUGCACUUCCUCUACCUGGCUUCCUUCACCUGGAUGCUCCUGGAAGGGCUGCACCUUUUCCUCACUGUCAGGAACCUCAGGGUAGCCAACUACACCAGCACGGGCAGAUUCAAGAAGAGGUUCAUGUACCCUGUAGGCUACGGGAUCCCGGCUGUGAUUAUUGCUGUGUCUGCAAUAGUCGGACCCAAGAAUUAUGGAACAUUUACUCACUGCUGGCUCAAGCUUGAUAAAGGAUUCAUCUGGAGCUUCAUGGGGCCAGUGGCAGUCAUUAUUUUGAUAAAUCUGGUGUUCUACUUCCAAAUUCUGUGGAUUUUGAGAAGCAAACUUUCCUCCCUCAAUAAAGACGUUUCCACCAUUCAGGACACCAGAGUCAUGACAUUUAAAGCCAUUGCUCAACUAUUUAUCCUGGGCUGUUCUUGGGGCCUUGGCUUUUUUAUGGUUGAAGAAGUAGGGAAGACGACUGGAUCAAUCAUUGCAUACUCAUUCACCAUCAUCAACGUCCUUCAGGGAGUGUUGCUCUUUGUGGUACACUGCCUCCUUAAUCGCCAGGUGCGAAUGGAAUACAAAAAAUGGUUUAGUGGGAUGCGGAAAGGGGCAGAAACUGAAAGCACUGAGAUGUCGCGCUCUACUACCCAAACCAAGACGGAAGAAGUGGGGAAGUCCUCAGAAUUCUUUCACAAAGGAUAUACUCCAUCAUCACCUGCAGAUUCAGCCAAGCAACUGCAGCCACAGGUUCAUCUCAUCUCUGCUACGUGGCUGAAAACGAACUGACCUG
Molecule: messenger RNA, 2041 nt
Organism: Saimiri boliviensis boliviensis (Bolivian squirrel monkey)
Lineage: Eukaryota; Metazoa; Chordata; Mammalia; Primates; Cebidae
Product: putative adhesion G protein-coupled receptor E4P
Biological process (GO): adenylate cyclase-activating G protein-coupled receptor signaling pathway; cell surface receptor signaling pathway
Cellular component (GO): plasma membrane
Molecular function (GO): G protein-coupled receptor activity; calcium ion binding
Source: RefSeq, a predicted model, not a curated record